GAAAGUAUGGAUCAGAAUGCUGCUGCAGUGGAGCGUUGAGCGCCGCAGGCUCCAACUUACCGAGUUUGUUUUUAUAACUUGAUAAAGACACCGUACUGUUACUUUGAGUUUAAAGAUAGCUUACUAUUUUGUAUGUAGUUUAGUCUUAUAAAGUGAGCCAGCUCGUAUAUGUUGGUUUGAUUGUAUUGAAUGGUUAUCCUGUAUAAGUUAUCAAUACCUUCAUGGCGUUGAUAGCGAGUGAGUUAAACGGAACCGCGGUGAUUUACGGGAGAGUUGGCUCAAGAAGAGACGUGGUUCACGUCCCUGUGGACGGCUAUUUAACGAAUAAAAUGCAACCUAAGGAGGCGGAGUACACCACAGAGGGCUUACCGAAAGCCUUCCUGCACAGCCUGAGAACUCUUUUUGACAUUUUAGACGACGACAGGCGGGGGUAUGUCCACAUCUCGGAGAUAGAGAGCCGUUGGCAGGGCGCGGAUACUAGGGAGCUUCCCGGUGGAGUGCUGAGCUGCCUGAGGAGGGUCACCCCUCCGCAUGGCUGCCUCACCUUUGAGCGCUUCGUGGCCGGGCUGCGACACUCCAUGCUGAACCCUGAGAAUAAUUCCCACUUUAAGGCUCAGCAGGGUCAGAGGUAUCCCCAGAAGACAUGCAGCGUGGGACCCCGACUGGAGAACAAAGUCCGUCCGCUGGGCAACCUGACGAACACCCAGCGGGCGUCCUCCCUGCAGAGCCGAAACCGCCCGGAGGAGUCCGCUCGGUACGGCGCGGGCUUCCAGAGGUCCGGGCGGAGUUUGGAGCGGGUUCCCAUCGCUCCGGAGGACGGGUGUUACCCCGCCGACCCGGGCCAUGCUCCCAAACCCACACAGCCGCAGCAGAGCCGGCUCAGGAACAUCGACUCACUGGCGCUGGAGUCUCCACAGAUCCAUGAAGCAUGUGUGAUGAAAUCAGGUUUGCCAAGAUCGCAGAGUGAAUCAGCUACAGGAUUAACUGGUGGGUCCAGGCGACAUGGGCGGAGCCGGGAAGAGCAUAGGAGGCAUACCAUUACCAAUGGAGUGGAUUAUGGAAUGCUGAAGCAAAUGAAGGAGUUGGAGCAGGAAAAGGAUUCGCUGCUGUCAGGCCUGGAAGUUGUAGAACGGGCCCGCGAGUGGUACCAGGGCCAAAUCCACAAUGUCACAGAGAGGCAGAGACACGUCGGACAGAGCUCCCACUGCGUGGAAUUCAUUACGGAUGCCAGCCCAAGUCGCAUGAAUGUUCUGAUUCCCAAACUACAAGAGGUCAAUCGCUGCCUUAAUGACCUGAUCUCCUGCACUGGAAUGCCACCAUUUCCCAACGGCGGUGCUCAGACAGCAGUGCUCUCAGCUGGCUCUCAGCCACCGGCCCCAGCUCCUCCACAAGCCAUUCAGAGACUAAAGGACCAGAACAGGCUUCUAACCCAGGAGGUGACGGAGAAGAGUGAGCGGAUUGCUCAGCUUGAACAGGAAAAGUCGGCUCUGAUAAAGCAGCUUUUUGAGGCGCGAGCUCGCAGUGCGCAGGACACCAGCACCAUGGAUUCCACCUUUAUCUGAUUAGCUUCAUCGUGUGAUUCAGUCAGAACAUCUGAAGGAGAGCUGAGAGAUUUUAGUUUACCUGAUUGAACAUUAAUGGCAGUAAUGCACCUUUUUAGGGACACAAAACAUCCCCCACUACAACAUGAGACCAAUCCACUACAAAUCAAAGCAAACGCUACCUGAAUGUAAGCACUCCUGACCUGGGGAUUAGAUGGUUAACGUUUAUUACACUACAGAAAAAACAAAACAAAAACAGAGCACUCUUCAAACCAGACAUGUCUCAUGAUCUCAGUCACUCCAGUUAUCCAAAGAACAGCAUCUGGAAGAUCAGCACUCCCUCUCCUUAAAGACCUAUUUAUGUUUCUGCUGCUCAGCUUCACAAGGAACAAAACAUGAACCUAACUGUGAGCAAAGCUCAAAUAAAAUGGUACAGAAGACUGUAUGAUAUUUUAGGAAUAAAACGCCAUAUUCCAGUGGAUGAUAUAAGCUGCAACCCGUUGCUGUGACCUUAGUUAUACCUUUUUAGUUUCAUAUAAAAAAAAAAUCAAUAUAGGAGAGAAAUUUUUACUUUUGGUAUUUUCUUCCUUUUGAUGUCAAAUUAUAUUUCUAUAUGAUUUUUUGCAGUGUAUUUUCCCCCCUAAAACAUGUAUUUUAUAACAGUGUGUUCAAAGUUACAUGAAUCUUCUUCAACACAUGGGAUGUUAUUUUAAAGAAAGCCAUGGCAGUACAUUUCAACAUUUGUAGCAUCUCCCCCCAAAUGUAUUUAUAACCCAAAAUGUUCCAGAAUUACGCCUGGAUGGAUCAAAGAUGCAGCAGGAUUCAGAGUCUCAUCUUUUUCUUAAAUGAUUGAGGUUAUGGAUGUCAGGAUGACAUCAAUAACUCCUAAUUUAACCAGUAACGUAAACGGGGAGCAUAUAAAUGCCAAAAGUAACCACAAGAACAUUUCUGUACCCUCUACAGGAUUCAUUCAUUUAAAACCAACACAACCUAUAAAACCUAAAAGUGAUCAGCAGCCAAAAACAAGUAUCAAGUUUCACUUUGAGCCUGAACCAAACAAAAUGGACUAACUGCUUCACAUUUAACACACCAGACGACAAUGAGUGAAGGUUAGCCUUCCACAUCCAAUUAUAUAAAACAUGAUUUAAAUUAUGAGCUUGACACAACCAGCAUUUAUUACUAAGAAUUUAGGAGCUUUCUGGUUUUCCAAAAUAAACAAAAUAUCAUCAACCUUUUGAAACCUUUUACUCAAUCUCAUGAGAAACGAUGCUGUUUCGUUGACGCUCAGAUAACAAAUAGCAAUGUAUGAAGGACUUUAACCCCUUAGUUUUGCAUAAACCAGGCUUUUAGUAAUAAUGCAAAUGUAAUACUCCACUCCCUGAUCAGUUUGUUUAAAAUAUAAAUGUGUUAUAGUUCACAUCCAAGGUGUCGUUUACCACAAGCACAAGGGAAUUGUCUUGAAAUGUUCUCUGAUGCCUCAUAACCUCCCUGUAUCGCCACCUUGUUGAGGGGCAGCUAUAAGCUGCUACAUAUUUUUUUGUUUGUUUGUUUUUUUAGAAUAGGAUAACAUUGGUUGCUUAAGUAAUAAACUUUACUUGCAGUUGUGAACGUGUGGAAAUAACUCAAGGAAAUCUUAUAAACCCUUGAGAUGUUUAAGGGCAGAAGAGUUGGAGAAAUGUGGAAGAAAGCUGUGAGGAGGAGUCACAUAGAUGGUACAUGUGUUGCAAAACAAUUCUGAUGUAAAAAAAUGUUUUUCUUUUUAAAUACAGCCAUUUUAGCAAUUACUAAAAUUAGUCUGUAUAAUAUUACAGAUAUUUCUUUUGCUUGGAUCUUGUUAAAAAAAGUGAAAUAUUUCCCACAGAGAGAUUUUAGUUUGAAAUGUGGGAAUAAAAGGUUAGCAUUGAAAUAAAAAAAAACUCUGAUAUCUGUAUGAGUUCCCUUUUCUCAGAAUCUAUCCGGAAAUUGAUGCUCAUAGAUGUUAUGAAAACAAAGCCAUCCACAAGUUAACGGGAGGAUUCAGUUGGUGGCUGGCAGUAAAGUUUUUAAUGGUACUGCUGGGAUAAGGACGUUUCCCACUUGUUUAGGGUUUUUGCUGCUCACCCUACGAUAUGCGUGAACUCUCUUUUCCUACCACUGAGGGUACCAAACCCCAGAGGAGGUGAUAGAAUAAAUAAUAAAAGUUUAUACUU
Molecule: messenger RNA, 3730 nt
Organism: Cyprinodon variegatus (sheepshead minnow)
Lineage: Eukaryota; Metazoa; Chordata; Actinopteri; Cyprinodontiformes; Cyprinodontidae
Gene: sapcd2
Product: suppressor APC domain containing 2
Exons: 6
Coding region: 222-1562 (446 amino acids)
Source: RefSeq, a predicted model, not a curated record